AUGGCGGCCUCAGCAGACAUUAAAUUCAAGGAAUCCCUGUUAACAGCUUUACGUUGUCUAAAUCUGGGGACAUUAACACUUCGAAAAGAGCAGGAAAACGCGGUAAAAAACGUUGUUGUGAGAAAGAAAGACGUUUUAGUUGUUUUGCCUACAGGUUUUGGAAAAUCUUUGAUUUUUCAGAUGUUACCAUUUGUGUUUGACUCUUGGCUUUAUACGAAUGGUUCUUUCAUUUUGGUUGUUUCACCAUUAAACGCACUCAUGAGAGAUCAGAUAAUAAAGCUUGACAAUUUGAAUGUUAAAACGUUGAUAAUUCGUUGUGGUGACUCUGUAUCGGAUGCAGAUAUUCAAGGAAUCGCGCAAGCAAAAUUUAGAAUUAUCUACGGCCACCCCGAGGCAUUCCUAGGAAACUUAAGAAAAGUGUUGGACAGCGAUCAGGUCAGGGAGAAGAUGAGAGCUGUUGUAGUAGAUGAAGCCCAUCUUAUAGAAGAA
Messenger RNA from Porites lobata, 489 nucleotides. Lineage: Eukaryota; Metazoa; Cnidaria; Anthozoa; Scleractinia; Poritidae. The record is from the annotation of a GenBank genome assembly.